Molecule: messenger RNA, 29984 nt
Organism: Aedes albopictus (Asian tiger mosquito)
Lineage: Eukaryota; Metazoa; Arthropoda; Insecta; Diptera; Culicidae
Product: octopamine receptor Oamb-like
Exons: 6
Coding region: 2773-4545 (590 amino acids)
Biological process (GO): positive regulation of cytosolic calcium ion concentration; G protein-coupled receptor signaling pathway, coupled to cyclic nucleotide second messenger; chemical synaptic transmission
Cellular component (GO): plasma membrane; dendrite
Molecular function (GO): alpha1-adrenergic receptor activity; octopamine receptor activity; G protein-coupled acetylcholine receptor activity
Source: RefSeq, a predicted model, not a curated record
GCGCGGAACGAACGAACGAACGGAAGCCUGCCUAGCUAGAGCAGCAGCAGCAGCAUGUAGCCCAUCGAACUGGCCAGUUGCCGUUUGUCGCUCGUGCCGUCUGGUUGUAAAGUUGUAAAUCCGGUCGCCGAGACGCGGAACAAGAGAGGACUGUUAUCAGUGUGCAUCAGGGUGUAGAGUCUGCAGAGUCCUUCUCCCAGCUGGGGGAUGAUGCUUCUUCAAUCAUCAUCAUCAUCAUCAGCACCGUCAUUACCGUCAGAGUUUGUGGUGUGCUAAAGACACUACUGUAGCAGUGCGCGGGGCCGUCCUGGGGAAGGAAAGCGUGUUGUACACUUGCUUCCGGUUUCGCCGUGUCCGCCCAGCGAUUUCUUUGAAGCGUAUAGCGAGCGCGGAGUUCUUCAGUGUGCGAAGUGGUUCCCCGACGGAACUGGUGGAUUUUCGAGUGAAUUCGAUGGGAGCGGUUGGGGAAGGUCGUCGCAGUGUGCCUUGAGAUAUUGCUUCGCAAGGAAAUCCAGGCUCCAGACAGAAUUCAGGCCUGCGGCCUGCUGCGAUGCGCCCAUCAAUCAGAGCCUACUGCAGAUAAUGCUGAUGUACAGAGGUGUAAUGUAAUCUCACUUUGUCUACGUGCUCUGCUCAGUCAGUGGGCUGACGACUAGUUAAUGACAAAGUGCACAUGAAACCAAAGUGCUAAAAUAAGCGUGAAAUGGAUUUUCGACGAGAAACCGGUGAGGAAACCUGAUAGUGUGUCUCGUCUCUGUCUAUAAGUCGGUUGUUACUGCCGUUUGCUAGUGAGCUGGGUUGGCUGCUGUUGUUACUCUCUAGUUGGCAGCUUCGCAGUGAUUGUGAUGAUGCUGGUUUACAGCUUGUGGAAGAAGUUUAGCGCCUGAAACGGAAGGAAGCCAGGCGGAAAAGAAGAGGAAACCAGAAGCUCAGAAGCCUUUCAAAAGCUGCAUCUCAGUAGUGCUCCUCUGGUGGGAUAGUGAAUCGUCUUCGAAGCAGGUUCCGACGCUGCUGAGUUCGACUUCUAUACGUGUGUGCCUGUCUGCACUGAGAAAAGAAAUAAAAGUAUUUAGACGAAAGCUGAUAAGAUUCCUGGGGUGAAUUGCGGAAGAAAAGUGUUGUGGCUAUAAAGUUUACCCGGUGGUUGUUAUCCGAGGAAGAAAAGUGCAUCCCGCUCGAUUUAGAAGAAGUUCUUCGUUUGUUUGUUUAACCAAAGGGGAAAACUCGUUUCAGCCAAUCAAUGGCGUUGCGGCGACGUCCGAAAAUAAUUGUUAUGAAUAUCGCAGCAGGCGUGGGUUGAUGUAAAUCGUCAAGUUUGAAAUUGGAGACUGUUGUUGUUGUUGUUGAAGUUGAAAGCAGAUCAACGAGCGAGGACCGGGAGGCCGUCGUAGUAGUCGUCAUCGACCAUGAAAGAAAAAAUGCAAUCUCAGAUCAAACAGAAAUACUGAAUAGAACCCUUGGUGAAACGUGGCGAUUCGAGAAGUGAAGACGACCUCAUAAAUACACACUCACACACAUACAUCUAGACAACUAUUCACUCGGGAAGUCAUCUGUCGGAGCGGAGUUGGUACACCAACUAGGGAACGGAGUACGAAUGACAACAAAUUGAAAUGUGGAAACGGCAAGUUGGAAAUCGAAAAGCACUUUACACAGAAGCAGCCAGCGAGUGCCUAAGGGAGUCAUUCAGCCAGGGCAUGGGGUAAAACCGGAAGGUGCCCAUUUCUCUUUCAAUAGCAAGCAAUUUCCAGACCAUUAGUGGGGGCAUUUGUGACAGCUCAGCUCCGUGCAAAGAGUGUGAGUGAAAGAAGCAGGGAAGAGUGGCAGAUCUAGUGAGCCGAGAGCAUCUAUCGUUGAACUUGUGUGCUAAGGUUGCUUUGUUGUUGGUGAUGUGCGCUUUUCAAGGGGGUUGAGGUCAAGAAGUGAAAUCAAGUGCAACGCUGCCAAGUUCUGGGAGGGGGAGUUCAAGUCAAGAAGGUGCAGUGAAGAUUCUUCGAUCGCCUUUCCUCGCUAGAGGGCACGCAAGUAGAGUAGUGUGGUUCGGGUUUUGGUGUUGCUCCGGAGGCGCUUGAGUGUCGGUUGUGUGGGUUGAAUGGCUACCACCGGACGACAUCGACAGCAACGUCAACGUGGUGCAGCAGAAUCAGCAGAAAACAGCAACAGCAGCAGCUACAACAACACCACCGGUAGAACGAGUGCUGUCAGUGUCGGUCUGUGUUCGUCGUCGGAAUCGUUGGCCGUUGGCGUGUUACGGGGACCGCAAAAUGGCUAGAUUCUGCCCGCGAUUCUGGUCCGAGCUGAGAUUUGUUAGCCAAGCAAACGUGAACACCACUUGCAUUUGCGGAGGAGUCGACUGCAUCACGACAUUCCCCAUCGCAGUAGCCGGCGCUGUCGGCAAGAAAUCUACAAUCAGAAGGAAAAGAUACAGAAGAGUAGUGGCUUUUGUUCGGUUAUCGUCGUCGGCUGGUUGUCGUACGGAUCGAAGCAGGCUGCCAUCGUUGCUGUCGUCACUCUGCAACAGGGUUGGAGAUGAUCACCGGCCCCCACUAGGACCGGACGAGUCGCCAGUGGUUGGCCAUCGCUUACUGGUGUCGUGCCGUUAUCACCAUCGGCAACGCGGCACAAGCCGAACCAUCCUACUAGUUAGCGAACAGCCAUCAUCUUCCUCAUCGUCGUCGUCGUCGUCGUCGACACCGCUAGGUGGUGGUAGCACCGGUUGUCGUCAUUGCCGUUGCCGUUGCCGCUGCCGGAGGAGCUGCGUCGUUCCCCAUCGAGAUGAAUGCGACCGAGUGCCACAGCCUGAUUGCCUCGGUCGAGUGGACCGAGCCGCGCAAGAUCCUGCUGCUGGCCAUCCUCAUCUUCAUCGACGUGCUGGUCAUCGUCGGCAAUACGCUCGUGGUGGCCGCCGUCACCAGUUCGCAUAAGCUUAGGAGUGUUACCAAUUUUUUCAUCGUUAGUCUAGCCGUUGCCGAUUUGUUAGUUGGAUUAGCUGUAUUGCCGUUUUCGGCCACCUGGGAGGUGUUUAAGGUAUGGAUCUUCGGUGACGUGUGGUGCCGCGUGUGGCUGGCCGUCGACGUCUGGAUGUGCACCGCGUCGAUACUGAACCUGUGCGCGAUUUCGCUCGACCGCUACGUGGCCGUCACCCGUCCCGUCACCUACCCGAGCAUCAUGUCCACCGGGCGGGCCAAGUCGCUCAUCGCCGGGCUGUGGGUGUUGUCCUUUGUGAUCUGCUUCCCGCCGCUGGUCGGGUGGAAGGAGCAGAAAGUGAAAGAGAACCUAUUAUUACCGUAUGGAAAUCACACGCUGGCGUCAGUGUCACCGUCGCCAGUCACUUCCACCUCAUCGUAUUCAUCAUCGUCGUUGCCAUCAUUGUCGAUAUCAUUUUCGUCGUCGUCGUCUUCGCCGCCAUCAUCCGGGUCCGUGUCGUCGGCCUUCAGUAGCACCAUCACAACAACCAUCACCUCUUCGUCCUCCUCAUUCGCCGCCGGCGCCGACUGGGAUGGGCUAGGGAUGGGCGACGCUGCCCCCACCCCCAAUCCGCCCUGCCCGUGGACCUGCGAGCUGACAAACGACGCCGGUUACGUCGUCUACUCGGCGCUGGGGUCCUUCUACAUCCCCAUGUUCGUGAUGUUGUUCUUCUACUGGCGCAUCUACCGGGCCGCCGAGCGGACCACACGUGCCAUCAAUCAGGGAUUUAGGACCACCAAAGGUGGCAAAAAGAACAACAACUUCGACGACAGUCUGACGCUCCGGAUGCACCGCGGCAAAGGCGUCGGAGCCCUGAUGGCGUCCACCAUGCGCACGCACAACAUGCUCAUCGAAGGUUCGGCCGUACGGCCUACCAGCGUUAACAGCGCGUCCUCCACCGCCAACGCAAACCCCCAGAUCUCGAUAUCCUGCCCCAGUGGGAACACGUCCCAUCUGACCAGUCCCACCGUAUCACUGGGGUCAUCGCUCCAGAUCAACCUGCCGUCGCAACACAACGGAGGCAGCAGUAAUGGCGGUGGCGGUGGCGGUUCCGGCUCCGUACGGUACCCUCCCAGCCGGCCCAACUCGCGGCGGAAAUCCGUCUUCAAGGAAGCCCCGGCCGGAAUCUCCCGGGACCUGUCGCCCAACUCGUCCAAGAAACUUGGCAAAAAGCACCUCAAAGUGCAGGUCAAGCGGUUUCGCAUGGAAACCAAAGCGGCCAAAACCCUAGCCAUCAUAGUAGGCGGUUUCAUCAUCUGCUGGCUGCCGUUCUUCACCAUGUACCUCAUCAGGGCCUUCUGCGAUGACUGCAUCAACGACACCCUGUUCUCGAUCCUCUUCUGGCUCGGGUACUGCAACUCGGCCGUCAACCCCUUCAUCUACGCUCUCUUCUCGCGUGACUUCCGGCAGGCCUUCAAACGGAUCAUCAUGCGGUGCUUCUGCUGGAAGCGCUUCAAGAUCAACCUCCUGAAGAAGUCCUCCACCACGCAGCAUACCAACAAUCACAGCUACAGCCCGUCGGCCUUCACUCCGCUGGCGUCCACGCCCCGGACCGAACUGGACAACACCGUGUUCAGAUGACGAUCCUUCAGCUCGCUGGAACCACCGACUCCACCGUACGGCUCCGCGAAGAAGUCCACGUCGCCGUCCGGAGCCGGGCCGGGCCUGUUUCGGUCCACUUCGGUGCGGGCGCCACCAAGGGCGUCCACAGAGAUCCACCUGGCACGCCGUCCGACCGUGAUCGAGUACCAGCUAGGGGCGGGCGGUGGAGGAACAGCUCGGACGCAACGGGUCAUCGCCGAGGAGGAUCAGACGAUCGAGCAGGAUGACGAACCUUCGUCGGUAGGGACCUUGGAUAGAAGCGGGAAAACGAUAACGAGCUUGUAAGGGUGGGAUGGGGCGGUAGACCAGGGGUGGUUGGCUAAGAUUACGAGGGUGACAAACAGGUUUAUGGGAGUGGUCUAGGUUGGAAAUGAUGGAAAGGGUUUUUUUUUCGAUGAAAGGUAAGUGAAAUCGCUUAGCCUGUGCUUGUUUUACGGGACAGAUCUUCUCAGCUUAGUGGUACAAACAAAGAGUUUUCGAUUUCUGUGAUGACAACAGAUUCCUUUAACGAAAACAUCACGACAAAAAGGCUUUCAUACGGAAAGUGCUGAUGUUACCACCGGGUGCAAGAUUCACGUUUAGCUUGUCAAACGUUUCUAGUGGUCUAUGAUCUCGGGUUUGUAACGUGCUGUUGCGUGUACUUCGCAAUCAAUUGUCCAGGAUUAAACUCGCCUAGUAUUGCAAUUGUAAACUCGAAAACUACUGAAUCGAGCGAGUGUAUUUACCUAGUUGUUUUUGCGGGCUGGAUUGGUUCGUGGCUGUCAAUCUCCAAUCUCGGUCACGCCCAACGCUCUCCUGAUCGCGCUCCACCUGAUUCGCCCACCCUGACCGCUGCCCUUCAGGUCUUCUUGUAUCGUGCGAAUCUCUUGCGAACAAUAGUUCUGCUGAGUUGCUUUCCGGCCUUAUCACAACAUGCUCUGCCCAACGUAUUCUUCCAGCUUUUGUCACUAUCCGGCUAUAUGAUUCGCAGUAGAGUGCAGCGAGCCCGAGGUUCAUCCUUCUCUGCCAUACAUCGUUCUCCAGUACACCGCCAAAGACGGUCCUAAGCUAGGUCCUAAGCACUCGAAGCCCGAACACUCCGAGUACUUGUAUGAUCCUCCGAGAUAGACGAAGUCCUCCAGCAACUCUAAAGUGUUCCCGUCUAUUGUAACACCGCUGCCUAGUCUUGCUUUCUCGUCCGUGAUUCCUACUGACAGCAUGCACUUCGUUUUUGACGCGCUUACACUCAGUCCGAUCUUUGCUGGUAACAUAAGGCUGAAUUUCAAAAGGCUGAAUGCACAAAAGGCUGAAUUCGAAAGGCUGACAUUAAGAAACUGUAUCAUAAGGCUGAAAUUACAAAAGGCAAAAAAAAUAUGAAAAUGCAUGUAUAAAUUAUAGUACUUCAUCCUUUUCUUGGAGUUACGCCCCAACUGAGACAAAGCCUUCUUCUCAGCAUGGCAUAUUGUGUAACAAGGAUAAAGAUACUCAAUGCCAAAGGGAGUUAAUAAAAUUUUCACAAUGAAAAAUUCUCUGAAAAGUUUGAAACUGAGCUUAGUAAAUAGACUAAUAAUGCAUAACAACGAACACAAAAAGGUACUGAUAAUAAUUAUAUCGUUAAUUUUUCCUUCUUGUUUAAUAUUGAGAAUAGGAUUUGGAACGACGGAUAUCUUCGGAGGAGAAGACUUGAAUUCACAAUAAACGUUUAUUUUACGUCCGAACAGCUUGAGCACUUGAGAGGAACUGGUUAGGAAAUUUUCCUAACAAACUGUGUAACCAAGGGCGUUGUUAAGGGUCGCAACCGUUACCGAUUGCCUACUUCAACAUUUAAGCUAUUCUUUCGAGUCUGUUUUGGAGAUUGUUGUCAUUACGGCUACGCGACACGAAUGCACCCUUCAGGUGUAAAGUGUCGUAAAUACAUUAACAAACAACAAGCAAACAUUACGGCUACAAAACAAUAACAUCAGAGAUUUUCUCUUCUUUUGAGAAAUACAGUCUUAGUAUUAUAGACGUUCAAUAACGCAUAGCAAUUUGACCAGUCGUAAAACUUUCCUAUUCAGAUUAAGCAUGUUUUGAGUGUAGAAUGUUCCCCCAAAAUGAAUUAGUUUGGUCAACAAUGAACUUGGGGAAGGUAGGACGGUCAAGCAAAACAGUGCCACGGUUGGGUAAUCGCCAACAAGCAAAUUUUCAAAUCAAGCCUAACUUUACCAAACCGUAUCUAACAAGAUACAUAAACGGACACGACAUAAAUAUCACAAGGCAGGCUAGUAACCUAUGUAAACAUCAUUUUUGGAUGUAAACAUGUGACGUCGUUCUUAUCGUUUUACGUUGAUCAAAUUGGUGAGGAGUACUAGAUUAUUGAGGAAACGCCUAUGAACGAUUUGAAUUACGUCAUCAAAAAACUGUCAGAUUUCCGGAAGGUAUCACCUUCUAAAUAUUGUACGCCAUGUAAACGGAGAAAAUCGAAGGGGAAGUUCGCUGUUCCCAUAGCAACUCAUACAUUGCGCAUUCAGAAACGUGAAAAAAAAAUUCACAAAUCAUCCCCAAAGGUGAGUGAUACAAGUAGUCCUUAACGAAAUUUAGCGCCUCAUGUGAAAAUCUCUUUUUUGUUUACAUAUGUUACAUACGGUAUUUGGUAAAGUUAGGCUUGAAAUAGACCGUAAAAUCAGUGGAUGUAUAUAAUUAUUCCCAAUUAGAGUGAUACGUCUGUUUGUCUAAGUUGUUAGUGUUGAGGUUAGUCUCUAGGCUAACUAAAAAAAUACUCGAAUCUUAAGUCGAAUCACUAUUUCAGCCUUAGGGAACGUCCAUAAAUUACGUCACGCAAAAAUUGCCAAUUUUCAACCCCCCCUCCCCCCUAUGUCACACAUUUUGUAUGAGACCACUUACAUUUUUGUAUGGGUUGUCACACUUUACUGAACCCCCCCUCCCCCCCUUAAAGCGUGACGUAAUUUAUGGACGUUCCCUUACGUUAUUUCAGCUUUUCGAUGCAUUCGGCUUUUUGUAAUUUCAUCCUUUAGUGUUUCAGCUUUUUUUAUUUCAGCCUUUUGUAAUUCAGCCUUGUUGUAAGUAAGGAUUUUCCUAGAAUCCUGAGAUAUACUACUCCAUAUCUAUGAGACGGAUUGUCUCAGAGUUCCGAGAGGAAUUACCCCAGAAUCCUAUGAUAAAUUGUAUCAAAAUUCUAAGGGAAGUUUUCCCUGGGGAUUGUCCCAAAAUGUUCCAGAAUCCUAAGAUGAAUUCUUCCAGAAUCCUGAGAGGAAUUCCAAGAGUGGUUCUUCCACAUUCUUGAGAUAAAUUGUGAGAGAUUCUCACAAAAGCAAAAGAUUUUCGAAUUCCUAGGUUGAAUUCCCCAAGAAACUUGAAAGGAUUUACCCUAAAUCCUGAAAAGGGUAGCAUAAAACUCUAAGAAGGAUUACUCCUGAAUCCUGAGAAAGGUUUCCUCAAAAUACUGGGCGGGAUUGCCAAAGAAAUCUGAGAUGUGCUCUCACAGUAUUCUGGGAGGUAGGACACCAUAAUCUUGAGAAGAAUUCCUUCAGAAUCCUUUAAAGUAUUCUCCCGGAAUUCUUAAAAUAUGCUGGGUGGAAUCCAUUAGAAUGCUGAGAAUAAUUCAGCCAAAAUUCCGAAAGGUGAUUCCCCAGCAUCUUGAGAGGGAUUAUAAGAGGGGUAAUUCCAGAUACUCGAGAGAAAUAUAUCUAGAAACCUAAAAGAUUUUUUUUUCGAAAAUCUGAUAAGGAUUCUCCCUGGAAGGGAUUACGAAAACUUAUAGAAUGGACUUCCUCAGCAUCCUGAGAAGGAUUUCUGGAGGUAUUCUUACAUAAAACAGAAAAUUACCGCAGAUUCCUGAAAGACAUUCCCCUAGAAUAUUUGAAAUGACUCUCCUAAACUUCUGAAAGGGAUUGUCCCAGAACUCUGAGAGUGAUUCCUCUAAAAAAAUCUAAACUAUUACACCAGAAUCUCUAAAAAAUUCCCAUAAACUUGUCAGGGGGUUUCCCUGAUUACUAAGAGGAAUUCCCACCGAAUCCUGAAAGUGAUUUCUGGGAGCAACUCCACCAGAACACAGAAAACAUAAUUCUACUGGGAUUCUUGUAGAAUGCUGUGAAGGAUUUCUUGUGAACCCUAAGAGGAAAUACAAAAUCUAUGCGAGGGUUUCUCCAAAAUCCAAAUUUCUCUAGAGAAGUCUGCCCAGAAUCUCGUGAGAGAUUCUUCAGUAGUUAAUAAUUCUGAAAGAAAGUGCCCUAGCAUCUUGAAAAAUAUAGCCCCAGAAUCCUAAGGAUUUCUCCAGAUCCAGAAUCAUGAGACAAGUUCCCCAGAAUCUAGAGAAAAAUUUCCCCAGAAUCCUGUCGGGGAUUACCCCAGGAAGCCGAAUUUUCAGAGAAUUUGGGGAAGAGUAUCCGCAGAAUACUUAGUGAUAUUCCCGCAGAAUUUUUAAAGGAUUUUACGCAGAAUCCUGAGACGGAAUCUAGUAAUCCUGUGUGUGAUUUUCCCAGAAUUCUAAGAAAGAUUCCCCCACAAUUUUGAGAGGAACUUCGCCACCAUUUUGAGAAUGCUGAGUAAGAUUCUCCAAGAAGUCUGAGAGGAGUUCCUGAAAAUGCUGAGAAGGAUUUCUUUAGAAUACGGAGUGGGAUCCUAAGUGAGUCCAGAUCAUCCAGAAAUUUCUUAGAAUCCUGAAAGGGAUCCCUGGAAAGGAAUACCCCAAAUUCCCUUAGAAUCGACAGAUUCCCAAGAAUUAUGAUAGGUAUUCCCAUAUUAUACUGUUGAAGAAAAAUCCUCCAGAAUUUUUAAAGAGGCUCUUCCAUAAUUCUGAGGACUCCUCUAAAAUUUUGUGAAAGGUUCCUCCAAAAUGCUGAAAAUUAUCAAACCAGCAUCCUGAGAGACUUUAUCCCAGAAAAGAUAGAAAAACUCUCUCAAUAGGAAUUGUCCCUAAAUUCUAUUAAGGAUUUCUCUAGAAUUCUGGGAGAUAUUACUCCAGUUUUCUGACAUGGAUUCGCUCAGAACCUUUAUAGGAAUUCCUCCAGAAUCCUGAGAGAUUUCCUCAAAUUCCCGAGAUGAAUUCUCCCAGAACCCUGUGAUGGAUUUCCGCAGAAUCCUGGAGUAGUUUAUCCUCGGGAUUCUCCCAGAAUGCUUAGAUAUACAUAUAUUCCCAGAACUUCCUGACGGAUUCUUCCAGAAUCCUGAGAGAAAGUCUACUGCAGCAUUGAAAGGCAUCCCAUUAGCAUCCCCAGAGAUUGCCCCAUAACCCUGAGAAGUUUCCUAAGGGGGGAUCCUACACAUUAUUAAGAAACAUUCAUCUAGAAUCCUAAGAGGGAUUCUCGCUGUCUGUUGUUGUUGUAGUCGAUACUGAAGCGAACCACCAGGUUAUCGCUGGGAAUGAAGCUAUAGUUUACUCUACAGUUCGAACUGUAGACCCUGGGUCUUAGAGCAGAUCAAAAACUGGUUUGAUUACGAUCAACUUAAACUUUAAAUUCUUUAUUGAAUACCAUACAUUCAAGUUCAUUUCACUACUUACAAUCUUGGAGCCUCGUAACCGUGCGGUUAGGGUCAUCAAGCUUCUAACCGCACUAUGCUAUGAGAUGAGGGUUCGAUUUCCGUUUCGGUCGAUGUUUCAUAACUUUUCGUGAGGAUAGUUUCUUCUCCGUAUCCACUGGUGUAUGCGCCGUGUGUCCCUUGUCUAGUAUUAAGGUUCAUUCAGUUUGUACAGCCUCUGGCUGUAAACGGUGUCCGCGUCUAUUUUUACAAUCUUCCGUGAUUCGUCGCCCUAAAAUUUCGGUUUAAAACCCGGUACAGUUUAAAAAUACUACAAAAUACAGGAUUACUUCAAGCACUCUUUUGACAGUAUCGCUUUUCUUUCUCAAUGCAUUUCUUUCCUCUUUUUCAUAGAGAUUCCAAUGCACUGCAUAGGGUAGCCAGUCGCAUCUAUCGCGCUAACACCGACUAAAGGUACGGCUUCCCCAUUCCAUGGCCCAGGUCACCCGCUAUUACCACGUCUCAAAUUACCACCGGCCUUUGCCCUGUCAGCACGGUCGUCAUAAGUAUAGUCCAACAACAGCGUGAACUGCUCGAUCGACCAUCGCGGAUGCCCAUAAGGCGCUGUCAAUGAACUACAUAGACUCAAUUUUGGCAUUAUCAGACUCCCCCUCCCCCUCGUAGACUUUCUUCCACACGAAAUUUUCGAAAUUUGUAUGGACCGUAGACUUUGGUUGGAACCCUGCCUUCUCCCCUCAGAGUCUACUUAGUUUAUGGACAGGCCGUAACAGCUACAGAAGAAGACCCUUUUAGUUUGGCGACCACGAAGCCCUCAUAGGUAAUACAGUGAUAGACAUUCGUUUAGCCGAGGCUAAAAAAUUUUCAAAAAAGUGUCAGGAAACUCAUACAAAAGAUUUUAUGAUAAAACUUUUUUAUCGUAGUGAUAGUAUAUCUAGUACUGUUUUAUAAAAAUGUGAUACAUCACACUUACAUAUACACUGACACAAAAACGAGGGUAAAAACCCUUCAAAUGUCAUUUUUUGCCUAGACAUUCGUUUAGCCGAAUCGUACAAUUCCUAGAAUUCCAUAAUAAAAACCAUCAAAUUUCGAAAAAUACCCAACAAAGUCAUUUUGUGUGGUGAUCUGCAUUAUAGACCAACUUGUAAAUCAUGAAUUAGAUCGUUUUUGGAAGUGUUGCCAUAUUAAUUUUGCAUGCAUCUCAUAUAAAUAUGUCAUAAUAUUAUAAAUGUUUCUAAAUUGAGAUUUAAUGUAGUUAUUUUAAUCGGAAGUGUUUCAAAAGAAUUUUAUGAAAGUUCCAUGACCUAAACAGGUUGAAAAUUUACGAAAAACAAUGUUUUUAACAGAAAAAAAUAACGCAAACCAUCAAAAAAUCACGUAUUUAAGUAUUGUUUUGAUGAAAAAUGAUGCUUUCACUUGCAUAGGUCACAGCGUUUACUACUAUUACGUUUUCUUAUAGCUCCUAACAUCUUGUAGACUGUAUGCUGGCUGAAAUAACAUACAUUGAACGGCUCAUAUUUCGAGAAAUGGCACCGAAAGUAUUCAAAUUUCUAGCAUGAACUACUUGUUUCAUAAUUUAGACAUUCUUUUCAAAUAAAUCAUGUUAAAAAUGAAUGUGGUUCACAACUUAGACUCAUUUAUAAUAUAUUUCUUCAGAUUGAAUGAAAUAAGCCAAUUGUUUGACCAUAUCUUGCAUUUUUGUAUGAGCAUCUGCUUUUGAAUAAACAGGGUACAAAAAAUAUGACACUUCUUGCAGUUCUUUCACUUUGCAGUCUUCCAACCCAUUUAGUAAUGCUAGUAUCAAACAGGUAUACUCGACAGGCAUUAGGGCACGUAUUUAUUUCAAUGCAGGACUGUUUAUUUUAGCUUUUAUCAAUCCCAUUUUAAAGUUUAACCAACCAAAAACCAAUAUACUUAAUUUUUUCAUGACAUUUUAUGCAAUAAUUUGAACAUUUUUAACAAUAAUUCUGUGCCAUAUUUUCAAAACUGCUAAUCUAGCUUACGUUUGAGUGUUUACAGAAAUCAUUUUUCUUAAAUAAAUUUGUUUAUCUUCGCUUCUCCUUAUCAAGACAUUUUUUUAUAAUAUUUCUCUGAAUUUCACAAAUAAAUAAACUUUUAAGGCCAAUUAUCUUGCUAACACGUCAUAAACUAAAUGCCUUGGAGUAUAUCCUCGAAAUAUACUCACGAAAUUGCAAAAAAUCUAUUGAAAACCAAUUUUUCAUUUACCUCGGCUAAACGAAUGUCUAGGCAAAACAUGACAUUUGAAGGGUUUUUACCCUCGGUUUUGUUUCAGUGUAUAUGUAAGUUUAAUGUAUCACAUGUUUAUAAAACAGUACUAGAUAUACUAUCACUACGAUAAACAAGUUUUAUCAUAAAAUCUUUUGUAUGAGUUUCCUGACACUUUUUUUGGUCUCGGCUAAACGAAUGUCUAUCACUGUAGACACCAUCUCCUGGACGGGGUACUUACCCCAAGUAACACACUUGUCACCCCAGAAGCCUAAAUACUUACUUGCUAGAAGUAAGUGUACCAUCCACUUAUGAAGUGAACAUGUAGCCACUACGCUACGGGCCCCGGCUCUCUAGACACACUUACUGCUAAGUGCCUCCUCCAGACUCUGCAGGUGUCGCUUUUGCGCUCCUUGUCGUGCUUGAGCUCGAUGAUCAUUUCACCCAUACUAGUACGUUUAACACUGUGCACGUCGACUCCCAAAUCCACGAGCUUGGCGUCGCUCCUGUCGUAUUCGAAAUCUACUACUAUUACAAAAUUCUAAUUCUACGUCGACCGUUCUUUGUAACACACGUCAUACAUAGGGUUUCGAACUACUUCGGCACCAGCACCCAUUCCCGGCACCUCACAGAAAAACAAAUCAAAAUAUCACUUGCCGCAUAUUUUCCAAACGCACUUCCGUAGGUAAUUAUCUCCCGCAACAUUUACGCAACGGGAUCCACAGUCAAUGAGCUACACGUUCACUCUGAAGCCGCACAAGUGCUCAAAACAAAUAUUACACGCAGGCGAGUGUACUUCGUCAGCACAAAGAUGGGUGCCGAAGUGAUUUCCCAUUUGAUUUUGCUGGAACUUCGGCACUGGUGCCGAGAAUUGGUGCUGGACUAGGUGCAGUAAACUCGUUCAAAAUCAACUUUCCGGCAGAAAAUCUUCACAACAAUCACUGUUAAUAACAAGUUCAGGCAAUAAAGUAUCUGAUGCAGAUGGAAGAAGUGGACGAAAACGAUCGUUUCGUUGUGAAUUUAGACAAUGCAAAAUUUUGUUUACAUGUUGUGCCGGAAAUGGGGUCAAAAACCCUAUAACUGAAGGGAAAUUUUUAUCGCACCGUUCGCUUCUUUUUCUUCCAUUGAGUUCAUUUCAGUAUCUGUCAUCAUCAAUACACACUCAACGUAAACUACGUAAAGGUGAUUCGAUUUUACUCAUCACUAUUGCCUCGUAUUCACUACAGCUCCUUAUUGUCUUCAAGAGUUCCGAGUACGGUUCGGACCAUGGUUCGGACUGUUCGUCGCCUUUCACACGCUUGGAACCUACUCUUCCACGCCUUCUUGGUUUGACGUCCCUGAUCUCCUCAACUUGCUGUUUUUUUUCUCACUCUUAUGUUCCUCCUUGAAUUUAUUCAGAAAUUCUUUAAUACAGCUUCCGUUGGAGGAGCAUUUCAUUCUCAGCCGCCAGAUGCCAGACAGCAGAGCUGCGAAAUAUCAUGUCAGUCAGUUGACGACUGAUUUUGCACCACCGCCACACUGUUUCCAAAGGCCCAAUUUCGUGAUCGAAAUUGUUUUGGGCAUGAAAAAUUGAUUUUAGAGGUUUGGUUUCUUCGAAGAAGUUGUUUGGUAUAUCAGAGCCCUUCUUUUGGAAGUAUCAAUAAUGUGAUUAAUCCACCUAAAAGUGAGAUAGAAAUUCAUUUUUUUUCAUAAGUGAGCGUGUUCAUGUCUUCAGCAAAGUUGUAGAAAAUGUCAUUAUGAGAAAACUUGCCGAACAAACUUUUGCUCUAUCUGCUCAAUUUCUAGCGAUAUGGGCCAUUAUUUGUGAAUGGCCCCUUAAAACCUUUUUUUUUGUUGUAACUUUUUUCAGACAUUUUUGGGAAUUUUCAAAUGUUCUAUAAAGUUAUUUAAUAUGACAAUAAACGUAUUUCUUCUGAAGACGGCAACAUUGUAUCUAUGAUAGUUUUUGAGGUAUUUACUUAUUUUUUUGAAAGGUAGCCUUUUUUACGUUUUUGUGACAUUUACAGAGGCAAAAUGGGGCAAGACUUUUCAAUUGAAUAUGAAAGAAGUUUAUAAUAGGUGUAAAUUUUGUUUCAACUCAGGCUGGACACUUGCUUCCUUGACAGUAAAAUUGAGCUGUGAAAUAUUUUAGUUUGUGACUGAAAUUUUCAAAAAACUCAAAAAGUAUUGAAGAUAGAACUUUCUCGUCUUCAAAGAAAACAUGUAUUUUAUCAUAUACUAGCUGUCCCGGCAAACUUUGUCUUGCCAAGCUGUGGUGGUUUGACAGCUGUUGAGGACAUCGGAGCAACGCACUCUAGAUUGAUUUCAUUUCAAUCACGAAAAAAUUCUUCCCGGCUCAUGAAAAAUCAGUAUUUUUACAUUAUUUAUACUUCUUGAAGGACUUUCGUAACUUUUUUAUGUAUAUAAACACACCCACUAUGAAUACGAAUCGAACCGUGCAAGAGUCAUGCUGAUCGGUUCAUCCGUUCGGGAGUUUUGUUGCCUCAAAGGAACUUCAAACUCAUUUUUAUAUAUAUAGAUAGAUAAUAACUUCGUAGAACAUUUAAAAAUUUCUAAGAAUGUCUGAAAAAAGUUACAAUGAAAAAACUGAUAUUUAGGGGUCGUUUUCAGGAAAUGACUCAUAUCUUUCAAAAUGGAGCAUAUAGAACAAAAGUUUGUUCGGCAAGCUUUCUUAUAAUGAUAUUUCCUACAACUUUCCUGAAGACAUCAAUAUACUAUAUUCACAUAUGGUAAACACUGAAUUUUCAUCUCACUACUAGGUGAAUUGAUCACAAAAGUAAUAAUUUCAAAAGAAGGAUUCUUGUCUAUCGAACAACCUCUUGAAACAAACUUUUGUCCUAUCUGCUCCGUUUUGAUAGAUAUGGGUCAUUUUCUGUUAACGACCCCUAAAUAUCAGUUUUUUCAUUGUAUCUUUUUUCAGACAUUUUUAGGAAUUUUCAAAUGUUCUACAAACUUAUUAUAUAUGAUAAAAUGCAUGUUUUCUUUAAAGACGACAAAGUUCUAUCUUCAAUACUUUUUGAGUUUUUUGAAAAUUUCAGUUACGAACUAAAAUAUUUUAUAGCUCAAUUUUACUGUCAAGGAAGCAAGUGUUGAAACAAAAUUUACACCUAUUAUAAACUUCUUUCAUAUUCAAUUGAAAAAUCUUGCCCCAUUUUGCCUCUGUAAAUGUCACAAAACCGUAAAAAAGGCUACCUUUCAAAAAAAAAAAAGUAAAUAUCUCAAAAACUAUCAUAGAUACAAUGUUGCCGUCUUCAGAAGAAAUACGUUUAUUGUCAUAUUAAAUAACUUUGUAGAACAUUUGAAAAUUCCCAAAAAUGUCUGAAAAAAAGUUACAAAAAAAAAAGGUUUUAAGGGUCCAUUCACAAAUAAUGGCCCAUAUCGCUAGAAAUUGAGCAGAUAGAGCAAAAGUUUGUUCGGCAAGUUUUCUCAUAAUGACAUUUUCUACAACUUUGCUGAAGACAUAAACAUGCUAUAUUCACCUAUGAAAAACAUCGAAUUUCUAUCUCACUUUUAGGUGGAUUAAUCACAUUAGUGAUACUUCCAAAAGAAAGGCUCUGAUAUACCAAACAACUUCUUCGAAGAAACCAAACCUUUAAAAUCAAUUUUUCAUGCCUAAAACAAUUUCGAUCACGAAAUUGGGCCUUUGGAAACAGUGUGCACCGUCACUAUCACUGUAGGCCGCUCAAUAUUAAAUCGAUAGUGACCGGCAACGACUUGAUACUGACCCGCAGUCCAGAGCACUAUUAUAGCAACUGAACUGAUAUUUUGGCGAUUUUAGCCAAAACUCAAAAUGUUUAAUGACCAACAUACAAAACUUGUUAUUGUGUACCACAUAAUCAAAUUUCAUCACUUUAAGUGUUUAUUCUGAUUUCAAAACGAAUUUUAAAGAUGGCCUAUCAGUGAUAGCUACCCGCCAUCGCAAUCAGUCCAGUUGUGAUGGGAAAAGAAAAGUGACAGUGACUCAACAGAGCACACGCUGACUUGGAUCGCAGUAAGCCUAUCAAAAUCGGCGGUUUACCUACCAUUGAUAGUGACAGAGAGCAACUCUGCAGAACAGGCGCUGUUUGAGCCGCACCUCCUUGGUGAAUAGACGCUCGGGUCGUACCUCCUCAAUCUAGGUGAAGUCAGAAGGACAACAAUGCCCAGGGCUGCACUACCAGCUGAGCACACAGUUCUUAGCUGGCGUUCUUUGUCAUCGUUUGACCCGUGAAAGCAUGAAGUAGGAACUUGUGAGGACCAGAGCUAUGUUGGAAGCUUUCCUUAUCGACUCUCCGUUUUGCAGCCCGUCAGAAAUUCUACAUUAGAUUUCUCCAUAAAUUUGUCCAAGGAUUCUUUUAGAAAAACCUGCAAUGCGUUCAUCCCAAUUAGGGAGGAUGCCAUAAAAAAUUACGUCAGGAAUUCGGUCAGAAAAUCUACCACAGUUUUCUUCAGAAAGUUCUCCAGUAGUUUAUCAUUAGUUCUCCCAAAAAAUAUCUGAGAAAUUUGUAGAGGUCUUCUUUCAGAUAAUCGCUCAGGAAUAAUUUUAGAAAUUUCCUCAAGUUUUUUUUCGGUAGAUUUCAAUGGGAUCCUUCUGAAACUCUAAGCUUCGACUUUUAAUUUAUUAAGUUUACUUUAAAAAUUCGUUUCAUUUGAAAAAUCCUUCGGAAUUCUCUCCAGGGAUUCAUAUUAGCCACAGAGGGAUUCCUUCAGAAAAUCGUUCGAAAAUUCGUUCAUUUUUUUCAGUGGUUUCUUCAAAAAUCUUCCAGAGAUUCCUUAAGAAAUUUGUGCAGAUAUUUGUUCAAGAAAUCCACCAGAUAUUUGUUCAGAUUUUUCUCUGCAGAUUCCAUUGAAAAUUCCCGCAGGAAAGUGACCAAUAAUUUCUUCAGGGGUUCAACCAAAAAACAAUGUAGGAGUUCCUCCAGAGAUACUAAGGUAUUACAUUAAUGACGGUCAGCUGCACAGCGUAUCAGACGCCAAUCACGUAUCAUCCCCGAUUUUCUUAAGCAUCAAACAGUAUUAUCGGCGCACUAAACAUAAAUCUUGUCAAGCAGUAGAAGUCUCUGAGGAAAUUUCUUAAGAAAUCCCAGAUGAAAUUUCUUAACCAAGCGCCGCGAAUUUUUUUUUUGGGUAUCCCAUGAAGGAAAGCCUUUUAGAAUGUUCUGGUGUACUUUCUUGAAAAAUUCAUUAAGUAAUCCAUGCGGAAAUUUCCCAAGGAUUUUUUGAGAAUUUUUUUUGAGGAUCCCUUCCGAAGUCUUAUGACAAACCCCAAAGGGAAUUCCUUAUAAAUUCUCUGAGGAAAUUUCUUGAGGGUCCACUGAUGGAACUCCUUGCGGAAUCUUUGAGGGAAUUCUUCGAGCAAGUUUCUUUAGUAAUCUCUGUAGAAAUUUCUUGAACAUUCUCUUGGGAAAUUUCUUUAGUGAUCCCAGACGGGAUUUCUUGAGAAUUAUAUGAGGGAAUGUCCUGGAUCAUCCUUGAGGGAAAUUAUUGAGGAUUUCCUGCAGGAAUUUUUUAAGGUUUCUCUGAGGAAAUUUCUCGAGGACUUUCUUGAGGAACUCACGGCAGAAUUUGUGGAGAAAUUCCCGGAGUAAAUUUGAAGUGAAUUGCAAGAGGAAUUUCUAGAGGAAUUCCCAGAUGAUUUUCUGGAGCUAUUAUCGGAGGAAUUUCUGGAUGUAUUCCCAGAGAAAUUUCUCAAGAUAUUUCUUGAAGAAUUUCCGAAUGAAUUUCUGGAAGAAUUUUCUGAGGAAUUUCUAGAGUAACUCCAGGAAAAAAAUUGGAGGGAUUCCCGAAGAAGUUUCUGAAUGGAUUCCUCCCUUGAUUCCUCCUGAGAAAUUUUAGAAGAACUUCUGGAGGAACUCCCACAAGAAUUUCUGAAGGAAUUUUCGGAGGAAUUUUCGGAGGAAUUCCCGGAUGAAUUUCUAAAGGAGUUCCAGAGGGCAUUUUUGGAUGAACUUCUAAAAAAGGGCAUCUGGAGGUAUUCCUGGAGCUUGAGGAAUUUCCGAAUAUUUUUAUGGAUGAGUCCAUAAAAGAUUUUCUAGAAGAAUUCCCAGAGAAAUUUCAGGAGGUAUUACUUGAGAGAUUUUCUGAAGAUUUUUUAGAAAAAUUUCUUGAUGAAUUCCCUGAGGAACAUCCGGAGAAAUUCCCGGAGAAACUUCGGAAGGAAUUCACGAUGGAUUUUUUUUGAAGAUUUCCUGGAAUUAAUUAAUUAAUUAAAAAUUAAUGUGUGGAGAAAUUCCCAGAGGAAUUCAUUGAGUAGUUCUCCAAGCAAUUUCUGGAUAAAUUGCCAGUGGAAUUUCUCGAGGAGUUUCCAGAAGGACUUCUGGUAGAAUUCUGGAGGACCUCGCGGAGGAUUUUCUUCAGGAAUUGUCAGAGGACCUUAUGGUAAAAGUCUCGGGUGAAAUUUCUAAAAAAAAAACCAGAGGUCUUUCUGGAGGUAUUCUCGGUGGAAUUUCUGGAAAAACUCUUUGUGGAAUUUCUGGAGGAAUUUCCGAAAGAAUUUCUGGAGACAUUCCCGAAGGAGUUUCUGGAAGAAUUCCUAAAAAAAAUGUGUGAAGGAAUUCACGAAGGAAUCUCUGGAGGAAUUCCUAGAAGUAUUUCUGAAGGAACUCCCUGAGAGGAAUUCGUAGAAGUAUUUCUGAAGGAACUCCCUGGGAGGAAUACCCGGUAAAAAAUAUGGAUUUAUUCCCAGAGGAAUUUCUGAAGGAAUUCUUAAAGAAUUCCUGAUGGACUUUCUCGAGGUAUUUCCAGGAGAUUUUCUGGAGAAAUUUUAUGAAGAAUUCACGGAGAAAGGAUUGACGGUGGAAUUUGCGGAGGAAUUCCAGAAGAAGUUUCUAGAGGACCUUGUGAAGGAUUCUAUUCAGGAAUUGAUGGAGGACCUUCUGGAGAAAUUCCCGGAAUAAUGUCUGGUUUCCCGACGAAAUUUUUAGAAAAAAAUCCAGAGGACUUUCUGGAGGUGUUCCCGUAGAAGUUUCUGGGUGAGUUUCUGGAAAAACUUCCUAAGGAAUUAAUAGUGCAAUUCCCGGAAUAAUUUCUGGAUUUAUUCCCAAAGGAAUUUCUGGAAGAAUUUGUUACGAACUUUCUGGAGGUAUUCCUAGAAGAUUUACUAGAGAAGGUUUAUGAAGAAUUUUCGAAGAAAUUCUGGAUUAACUCCAGUAAGAACUUCAGGAACUUUUGGAGGAAUUCCCAGAGAAUUUCUGGAUUAUUUCCCGGAAGACUUUCCUAAUAAUUUCCGGAGGAAUUCCGUGAAGCAUUUUUGGAAGAACUUGUGGAAGAAUUCUGGAGGAUCUCGUGGAGGAGUUUUUUCAGGAAUUGUCGGAGGACCAUCUGGAAAGUCUCGAAUGAAAUUUCUACAAAAAAAAUCCAGAGGACUUUCUGGAGGUAUUCUCGUAAGAAUUUAUGGAAAUUUUCCCUGAUGAAUUUCUGGAAAAACUCCCUGUGGAAUUUCUGGAGGAAUUUCCGAAAGAAUUCCUGGAAAAGAACCCGAAGGAGUUUCUGGAAGAAUUCCUGAAUAAACAAAUGUGUGAAGGAAUUCACGAAGAAAUUUCUGGAGGAAUUCCUAGAAGUAUUUCUGAAGGAACUCCCUAAGAAGUUUCUGGAGAAAUUCCCGGAAAAAAAUCUGGAUUUAUUCCCAGAGGAAUUGCUGAACGUAUUAUUCCCAAAGAAUUCCCGAAGGACUUUCUCGAGGUAUUCCCAGGAGAUUUUCUGGAGAAAUUUUAUGAAGAAUUCCCGGAGAAAGGAUUGCCGGUGGCAUUUGCGGAGGAAUUCCAGAAGAAGUUUCUAGAGGACCUCGUGGAGAAGUCUAUUCAGGAAUUGACGGAGGACCUGCUGGAGAAAUUCCCAGAAUAAUGUCUGGUUACCCGAAGAAAUUCCUUGAAAAUUUUCCAGACGGCUUCCUGGAGGUGUUCCGUAGAAAUUUCUGGAAAAACUCCCUGAUGAAUUUCUGGAAAACUCCCUAAGGAAUUUAUAGUGCAAUUCCCGGAAUAAUUUCUGGAUUUAUUUCCAAAGAAAUUUCUGGAAGAAAUCCUUACGGACUUUCUGCAAGUAUUCCUAGAAGAUUUUCCGGAGAAGAUUUAUGAAGAAUUUCCGAAAAAAAUCUGGAUUAACUCCAGUAAGAAUUUCAGGAAUUUUUGGGGGAAAUACCGAACGAAUUUCUGGAUUAUUUCCCGGAACAAUUUCCUAAUAAUUUCCGGAGGAAUUCCGUGAAGCAUUUUGGAUUGAUUCCCGGAAGGAAUAUUGGAGGAAUUUCUUGAGGAAUUCCUUUAUGCAUUUAAGGAGGAAUUCGUGAAUGAAUUUCCGGAGGAGUUCUUGUAGGAAUGUGGGUUAGUGAUUCCCUGAGGAUUUUUUGAAGUAAUUUGAACGGAAAUUUUUACCCGUGGAAGGAGUUUCUGAUAGGGUUUCUCACAGAAAUUCCGAUUCAAAGGAAUCCUUGAACUAAUGAAAGAAAAUAAUCUUGAAUGAACGCUUCGAGCUACUUCCUAAUGAACUCCUGGAGGCACUUUUGUUAGAAUUUCACGAACAUAUUUUACGGCAAGUUUUGUAUUUUUUCGGCGGCGAAAAAGGAGGUAUUUCGGAAUGAUUUUUGUGUAGAGAUUUCAGGCAUGAUCUAACGGAGCAAUGGAAAAAAAAUCUGGGAAAGACCUUUUCAAGGAAUCCCGGGGGAAUGUGCUUCCACUGGUAUUCCUACCACAAUCACUCCAGAAAUACUGUUAUGUUCAAUAAAAUAACACUGAAAGACAAUUUCUAUACAAAAUGGCCUACUUGGACAUGUUGUAACUUUGUUCUCUUAAAAGCGAUUGAGUUGAAAAUUUGAUUGCGAACUACAAACAUGCUGAAUAUUGUAAUAAUUUUUUUUAAAUCUUCUAAUCACACGAAUUAGCAGUGUACAUACAUUGAAUGGCAGUUUAACUAUGAAGUAGAUUUUUCGAACACUAUUCGACCAAUUUUUGACCAAAUGGCAAGUCACAAUAUAAUGUUUAAAAUUAUGAAAAUAUUUGCUGAAUAAAAAAAGUAAAUCUAACAAUGCUAUUGUUUUUUAACAAUUCCACAUAGUGGUUAACCUUUUUCCUAGGUGCUUAAAAUUUUUCUAUGACAAAUCGGCAUUGACUGCUAUUUUAAUGAGCAUUCACAGAUUUCGAGGUGAAGUUUCUCAAUUCUCUAGGAAUUUCAAUAAGGGUCGCCCGAGGAAUGUCAUCAAGAAGUUUUUCAAAAAUUCCUCCCGUAUUUUUUUCGAAAAAUUCUCAGAGAUUUCUCAAAAUUUUCCUCUCGAGAUUCAUUCAAGAGUACUUCCUAAGAAUUCUUAAGAAAGUUCAGAAAGAUCUUUCUUAGAAACUCCUUCAGAGUUUGCUUCAACUGUGUAUUCCUUCUGAAAUUUCUUUAGGUGUUUCUUCAAAAAUAAAUAACUCCGAAGACUUAUUCAGAGUUUAAGGUAUUUAUUCAUUAUUUGUCGCAAAGGUUAUUCCAUGAAGCUUUUCAGAAAAUCUACCUUUUUUUAUAUCCUGCAGAGAUUCCUUCGGAAAUUUUUUCAAGGGUUCCUCCAAUAGUUCUUUGAGAAUUUUUUUUAAUUGCUAUCGUUCCGUCAGAAACACUUCCUGCGAUUCUUCAGAUAUUUCUUCCAGAAAUUGCACGAAAAUUACUCGAAGAAUUCUUGAAACAAUUCCUGAAUGAAAUUUUCAAGGAAUUCCCCCGAGGAUUGUCUGAUAGAAUCGCUUACCUCUCUCUUUGCAUUAGUGAGCGAGUUGGUCCCAACGCAAUGCAAUAGAAAUGUUAAAAAAAACUGGUGCUUUUUUUUGAUUUCCGGAAAACAUUCUUUAAUGUUUUCUUGAGAGAUUCCUGGACAAAAAAAUUUUUUGAAGUUUUCUCUGAGAGAACUGCUGGAUCAAUGCCUGACAAGAUAACUGAAGAGACUUCUUAUGAUACCUAUACUUUGGAAGUAAUUACAAGGAAAAGUUGAUUGAAAAACUUCUGGAGUGAUUUCUGAAAAAAAAACUCCAUACAAGAAUUUCUGUAAAGUUUGCAGAAAUCCUUGCAGAAAUUUCAGAGAAACAUACUGGUAGAAUUCUUCAAGAAAUCCCUAAAUAAAAAUGCCUCAUCCUUCUUCCAGGCUGAGGAGGGUCAAAACUCGAGGAAUUGCAGUUAAGGGUACAUACGGAUCAAAAAAGGCCACAUUUUGAGCUAAGCAUACAUUUUGUUGCAACGUUAUAACUCUAUGAUUUCUGGUUAUAGGGUUAGCUUCAGAAAUAUUAUCAAAAAUUCAGGAAUACCUCCUAAAGGCUUCACUAGGGAUUCUACCGGACAUUCCCAAAUGGGUUUCUUCUUUUUUUUUCGGAUUAAAUAAUCCAGAGACUCAGCAACAAAUAGAGAUUCAAACCAAUUGCUUCAGAAAACUUUUGUAAGUUUCUGGCAAUAGUUUUCUUUCGGAAAAUCGUUGUUUGUCUUUGAAAAACAUCAUCAAAAAAUCAUCUGUGGUUUUCAAAAUUUUUCAAGGAAUUUUCCUUACAUUCUUCAAGAACUCCCAAACUAAAUCCAUAAAAUUCAUUAAUUAUGCAUAUGUUUAUUUCAAAAUAAGUCAACGAAACUCUUUGAGGAAUUAUGCCAAAACGAUAGUACAAGGCUUCUUUCAAUAACUUUUCAUGGAAUCUGUGCUGGAAUUUACAUCAAUAUGUACUUUCUGCACUAAGGUUUUCUGGAACAGAGGCUUUCCAAAUACUUCCUUCAGACGAUUCAUGUUAUGUAAUUUUGAUAGAAAGUACGAAAAGUAGCUGGUAUCGCUUCAGGACUUUCAGAAAUUCUUAAAAAUUUAAUAUUUUUCAAGUUUUAACCCUCUAAUACCCAAAUUUUUGAUUUUGAUCUAAAUAUCAUUUUUCGUCAUCUAAAAUCGAUUUAAACAUGUUUUGGAAGGUGAUUCUUCUCAAUUCUCGAUUUCGUGAAUUUCAGUUUUUGAUUUUUCUAAUUUUUAUUUUUAAACAUCCUCACAGUUUUAUAUUUUUCCUGGAAGCCUAUUUGGGGUACGGGUUUUUUGAGAUGAAAACAUUUUGAGAUUUUAUGAUUAUUGUUGAAAUACUUUUAUUUUGAUUUUUUUUCAUAGACAAUUUUAUUUUCCGUGUAAUUUUAAGGAAAAUAAUUUUAGAGUGUAUUCUAGUCCCUUAAACUAUAAAACUACGAUAGAAUGAUUUGAGAAAAAUUUAAAAUAUGUUAAUUGUAGCGAUUCAAUACAAAAUAAACACUUCUAGAAGGUGACUAAAACAUCAAUUUUUCAAUGAUUUUUAAAAUAUGUAAAUACGCUUCAAAAUACACCAAAAACUAUUUUGAGAUAUACAAAACAGUCUAUCAGCUAAAAAUAUAAAAAUUUCGAUUUUCCACGAAACAAAAAUUACAAAAAUGCUCAAACUAUACCCCGUCUAAAGGCGGGGUUGGGUAUUAGAGGGUUAACAAGAAUGUCUUGAAGAUUUUCGCCAGAAAUUUAUUCCAUGAUUCUUUAAAAAGUUUUUUCUGGCUUUUUUGUUUAACCUUGAUUUUGCAUAUUAUUCAAGAAGUUGAUCCUACAGUUACUUUCCGAGCAAUGCUCGCAAUUACUGCAAUUACUCUAUUCUUCUAAUACGAAUUCUACCAGAAAAUCUGCUUUGCUUUGAAAACUCUCGGAAAGAUUUUCCAGUAAUUUAUUCAUUAUGGUUCCAUUAUUAAUUGCUCCAUCUUAUGGUAAUUUAUGACGAAGGUUUCCCAUAUUCAUUAAUAGAAUUUGCUUGACCAUCUCUCUUGAAUUUUUCCUGGAAUAUUUCUCAAAGAUUUUUUGAAUUCUUAAUUGCUUAACCUAAUUUACAGUUUUUUCAUCCACUGGGGCAUUACGAAAGCUGCACUUAAAGCUUGCACAGCGCCUAAAUGUAUUCUAUUCUACUAUAUCGAACUGGUCUAUGUGCUGCUUUCACAUUUCUACUCUGUCCAUGGCAGAUCCAUGGUAUCCAUGAUGAACAUGAGGAUGUUUAUGUGUGACUGCUGUUCUUUUCCCAGUCCGAUUGAGGGUCCAUUACGAGUUGCCGUUUUGCCGAUAUUCAAUUAUCCGGGUCCUUCAGAGCUAUGAGCUCUGAAGAGGGUUAGAGCCAGCCGCUCUCAGGGGGAAAAGCAACUGACGAAAGCGCCGGGACUAGGAUCGAACCCAUGAACAUCCGCUUAUGAAGCGAACGUGAGACCACUGCGCCAAAACCUCUCAAAGGUUCUUCCAGCAGCUUCUGCUUGAGUUCACCAAGAAAUCUUGCAGAGAUUUUCACUAAAAUCCCAGAUGUUUUGUUAUAAGCUAUUAGGGGAUGUCGUCUAUUUUUGAUCCGGUUUUAAAAAAUGCAUUAUUUAUUUCCAAAGAAAAAAAUAGUAAUUAUAAAUUGCCCGCAUUUAGAAUUGAGACGAAGCAAAAACAUGGGGAAAAUACUGUGUAUACCUACCUGUUUGUCACUCUUCCUAAGUUAACAUUACGCCACCUCUGCACAGUGUUCGAAAUCGAUGAUUUUACGAUCAAAAUUAAAUAACUUUUUUUAGGUUGGUUCUAGAGGUUUGGCGUGUUCUACAAAGUUUUUCUGCAUGUUAAAAGGCGUCUUUUGAUAAAAUGUAUGAUUAAUCCCCCUAGAAGUGAAAUAAAAAAAUUAUUUUUUCGAAAUAUUUUUUUAGAGGUUCGACAUUUUCGGUAAAGUUGUAGCCCAUAAUAAGAGAACAAAAAUCGUAGAACAUGUCAAAGCUCCAUCUCUUACGGUUUUCGAGAUAUGGAGCGUUUUGUGCGAAGUACCCCUAAAACUAGUUUUUUCAGUGUGUAUGAAGUUGAUCACCAAUAUCAACUUCUUUUCCCGAUCAGCCUAGAUAGCUGUGUAGUGUCGGUAGCGGUUAGUUCAACUGGCUAAGAAUAGCACUACGGACCGCCUGCUCCAGUGGUAGGAAUCCACUAAUCAGGUGACCCCUAAUUCAUGGUGUUAUGCGGCUUUAUGCUUACCGUGCCUAGGAAUGAAUGGCUAGGGGGGUCUAAUAAAAACCUAACCGCAAACGGAGCCUGUGGAGUACCAGGGCACCCUCCACAGUAUUUGCCCUUACUGUGCUAACCGGAGCAAUAGCGCGGUGGACCUUGUGUUUCUCCGAGACAAUCAGCUGCCCUUCUUCAAUCUCAUACUUGAGGCUGAAUAAGGGCGGGAUUAUGAAGAUGUUUUUAAUUAGUUUAGAUUUUCACCUAUAUGGUUUCGCAUUAUGCGUUUUACACAGUGUAUUCUGUGCAUCCUCGCCUUUGGCGCACUCAAUUCGAUACCGAUCUGGCUUUAUUGUUGCUGUUCUUUUUUGUGCUGUGAUUGUUAAGAGUUUAAUCUUGCCUAGUUUGGGUAGUGGCUACGGUUAGGAUAGCUCAGAUCAAUCUUCAGCACAAAAGAACAGCAACGAUCAAUCUUUGUAGACUUAUGCAAAAUGGUACAGCCCAAGUGGCGUUAGUCCAAGAACCUUACUUUCGUAAGGGGAAUUUCUAUUUAGGAAACCUUGUGAAUCCGGUGUUUGCUACUUUCAGUAAAAAUGAAAUGGCAAACUCACGUAUCAUGCCUCGAGCAUGUGUGCUUGUCAACAACGCAAUCGUUGCUACACUCAUCUCUGAACUAACUACCAGAGAUGUAUGUGCUAUCAUAAUAGAUGUAUCUGUUGGAAACCUCAACAGGAAAUACGUUUAUUGUUCGGUUUAUUUACCGCAUGAUGAACCAUCCCCUACGGAUGCUUUCAAGCAAGUCAUUGCAUACUGCACUUCAAAAGGCCUUCCGCUAAUUGUUGGUAGUGAUGCUAAUGCUCACCAUAUAAUCUGGGGCAGCUCAGACAUCAAUUUGAGAGGCUCCAGUUUGAUGGAAUACUUGAGUAGUACAGAUCUUGGAUUACUUAACAUAGGCAACCGCCCAACCUUCAUGGUAUCUGGUAGAGAGGAAGUGUUAGACAUAACGCUUUGCUCUAGCAGAAUUAGUCAUGAGCUGACCAAUUGGCAUGUGUCAGAUGAAGAAUCUUUAUCUGACCAUCGUUACAUCUUGUUUGAACAUGUGAAUUUUACUUCGCAAACUUUGCGUUUCAGGAAUCCCCGGUCUACCAACUGGGAUCUCUUUACCGAUUUGGUUGCAGCCAAAUUUCAUGGAUACUCACCAUCAAUUGACACUCCAAGUGAUUUAGAUGAUGCCGUUGAUACUACAACGACCUUCAUCACGGAAGCUUUUGAAGAAGCAUGCCCUCUACGGUCUGUGAAGAUCACAAGAGGAACCCCUUGGUGGAACUCUGAUCUGGCGAAACUCAGGAAACAAUGUAGGAAGAGUUGGAAGUUGGAACAGACGACGUUCGGCUGGAUCGGAGGCUUUCAGGUCGGCUCGCAAGGCCUACCAGAAAGCUCUUCGGUCUACUGAACGAUCCGGCUGGAAAAACCUUUGUACAAAUGUUUCCAGUCUGAGUGAAGUCAGUCGGUUAAAUAAAAUCCUUGCGAAAUCAAAGAAUUUCCGAGUCAACGAACUUCGUUUGCCAAAUGGUGAUUUCACUUCCUCUGAUGAGGAAGUUUUGGAAUGUUUAUUCAGUACACACUUCCCCGGAUGUGUGGAUAUUACAUCUUCGGAUGAACCUGAUGUCUUUUCUUGUAGUUAUGAUUCUUUAGCUUCGGCUCGGAGUAUCAUAACUUUAGAAUCGAUUGAAUGGGCACUUAAUAGCUUUGCUCCUUUCAAAUCUCCUGGGGCAGAUGGGAUUUAUCCUAUUUUGCUUCAGAAGGGAUUUGAUCAUUUCAAACAUGUUUUGAAACAACUACUUGUUUGCAGUUUUGCUACAGGGUAUAUUCCCAAAUCCUGGCGGGAUAUUACUGUGAAGUUUAUUCCGAAAGUGGGUCGCGCGUCGUAUGAAGAAGCAAAGAGCUUCAGACCUAUCAGUUUGACCUCUUUUCUUCUGAAAUGCUUAGAACGCAUUGUGGAUCAUCACAUCCGUGAUGUUUAUCUGGCCAAUGUGCCUCUUCAUGUGAACCAACAUGCUUACCAAUCUGGAAAGUCCACUGUGACUCUUUUACACAAAGUUGUUUACGAUAUUGAGAAGGCAUUCGCUCAAAAGCAAUCCUGCUUGGGUGUUUUCUUAGAUAUCGAGGGUGCCUUUGACAACGUGCCUUUCGAUGCCAUAUUGGAAGCCGCACGGGGUCAUGGUAUAUCUCCAAUGAUUUCCAAUUGGAUUCACCAAAUGCUCAAAAACCGACAUCUCUUCUCGACAUUGCGUCAAGCGGCGAUUAGGAAAUUGAGUGUUUGUGGAUGCCCCCAAGGGGGAGUCUUAUCACCACUUUUAUGGAAUCUCGUAGCAGAUACGCUAUUGAGGCAACUCAAUAAUAGCGGUUUUCCUACUUAUGGUUUUGCCGACGACUACCUAACAUUGUUAGUCGGUAUGUGCAUCAGCACCCUUUUCGACCUGAUGCAAAACGCUCUUCAGGUAGUUGAGGGUUGGUGUCGCCAAUAUGGCCUUUCGGUAAAUCCGAGUAAAACAUCUAUUGUUCUUUUCACGGAAAAGCGAAACCGUAAUGGUGUUCGAACUUUACGUCUUUUUGAUUCUGAAAUCAAUGUGACUGAACAGGUAAAGUACGUUGGAGUCAUUCUUGAUUCCAAGCUUUCCUGGACACCUCAUGUUGAGUUCAGAAUCAAGAAAGCUUGUAUGGCCUUCGGGCAAUGCCGGCGAACCUUUGGUACAACUUGGGGUCUAAAACCCAAGUAUAUCAAAUGGAUCUACACAACUGUUGUUCGGCCAAUAUUGGCCUAUGGAUGUCUUGUGUGGUGGCAAAAGGGCGAAGUGAGAACGGUCCAAUCAAAGUUAGGCCAUCUCCAAAGGAUGUGCUUAAUGGCGAUGUCUGGAGCGUUCUCUUCAACUCCCACGGCAGCGCUCGAAGUUCUCUUUGACGUUGUCCCACUACACAUUCAUCUCAAACAAGAAGCACUUUCUUGCACUUACCGUCUAUGGGUACUCGGUUUACUAGAGGAAACUCCUGUGAACCGCAGUUCAACACACACCUCGUUGUUUCCACUUUUGGUGAAUUGGAACAAAGUUGUCCUUGCUCCAAGUGAUCUUACAAUUGCUUGUAAUUUUCCAUAUAGGACAUUUUCCACGAAAUUCCCUUCCCGGGAAGAGUGGACAUCUGGUUAUCUGGAAAGAAGUAUUUCAGACGGCAUCGUAUGUUACACUGAUGGCUCCCUUCUAGAAGGUCGAGCAGGUGCUGGUGUUUAUUCUCGUGAGCUAAGGCUGUAUCAGUCUUAUUCACUUGGCAGACACUGCACCGUUUUUCAGGCCGAAAUCUUUGCUCUUAUGUGCGGAGUGCAAUCAGCACUUCAGCAGCACGUAAUGGGCAAAGUAAUAUACUUCUGUUCAGAUAGCCAGGCUGCUAUUAAAGCACUUGCUUCGGCCAACUCCAGGUCGAAGAUAGUUAUCGCUUGUCGAACUCAAAUUGAGGAGCUGAAUUCAGCAAACGCUGUUCACCUUGUAUGGGUACCUGGCCAUUCUUCCAUCGCUGGAAAUGAAUUGGCUGAUGAGUUAGCUCGCACUGGAGCAUCACAUGACUUCAUUGGCCCUGAGCCAGCUAUUCCGGUAUCCAAGUGUUGGGUGAAGCUUCAGAUUGACACCUGGGCUGCCACUCAGCACAAACAAUACUGGAAUAGUUUGGAGUCAUGUCGUCAAACAAAAUUGUAUUGUACUGAGCCAUCUCUAGGGGUGGCAAAGUAUCUAACAAAUCUGUCAAAGCAGAAUUGCAGCAUGCUGGUCAAAGCAUUGACUGGCCACUGCCGACUCAGUUAUCACAUGGCGAAUAUUCAGCAAGCUGAUUCAUUUGCAUGUGAUAGCUGUGAAUCCGAUUAUGGAACUUCGUAUCAUUUAAUAUGUAACUGUCCAGCUUUUGCGCAAUUGCGUUUCCGAGUACUCGGGAAACACUUAUUAAGUGAAACUGACUUCAGAAACCUGAAUCUUCAGGACGUUCUGUUGUUCUUGACCCGCUGUGGUAAAGAGCUAUAGGCUCUCUUUACGCUUUAUGCAUUAUCACAGUGCCCUUCUCAGGGCGCUAUUCGAACCCAUUGUGGCACGCUUAUGCGUUAUUACAGUGUCCUUUUCAGGACGCUAUGUGAACCCAUUGUGGUACGCUUUUGCGAGUAUGACGAUCCUAUUCCCUUACCUGUCCUUUCCCAUCUCCUAUCCUUUUUCCUUCCCUUCUCCGUCAGGUAAAUGGUGAAUAGGCUCGUGUUCAUGGCGAUGGCACAAAUUUCCCAAAUGGAGGAGAACGUGCCUCUAGAGCCGACCUACUGAUACCUGAUACCUGCCCGCAUUUAGAAUUGAGACGAAGCAAAAACAUGGGGAAAAUACUGUGUAUACCUACCUGUUUGUCACUCUUCCUAAGUUAACAUUACGCCACCUCUGCACAGUGUUCGAAAUCGAUGAUUUUACGAUCAAAAUUAAAUAACUUUUUUUAGGUUGGUUCUAGAGGUUUGGCGUGUUCUACAAAGUUUUUCUGCAUGUUAAAAGGCGUCUUUUGAUAAAAUGUAUGAUUAAUCCCCCUAGAAGUGAAAUAAAAAAAUUAUUUUUUCGAAAUAUUUUUUUAGAGGUUCGACAUUUUCGGUAAAGUUGUAGCCCAUAAUAAGAGAACAAAAAUCGUAGAACAUGUCAAAGCUCCAUCUCUUACGGUUUUCGAGAUAUGGAGCGUUUUGUGCGAAGUACCCCUAAAACUAGUUUUUUCAGUGUAGCUUCAACAGAUAAAAUCCUACAGUUUUGUGACCUUCUACAAA